Molecule: messenger RNA, 5226 nt
Organism: Branchiostoma belcheri (Belcher's lancelet)
Lineage: Eukaryota; Metazoa; Chordata; Leptocardii; Amphioxiformes; Branchiostomatidae
Exons: 12
Coding region: 204-4517 (1437 amino acids)
Source: RefSeq, a predicted model, not a curated record
CGCCAGCAGGAAUGUGACAAACAAGGAGGUGGCGGUUUGGACGAGUUUUUCUCUCAAGUUUAAUCAGAUGCGCCCAACGACAUUCAACGACCGACAGGUGGAUAAUUCCAGACAAGUUUCUGACGAGCAGGAACGAGUUACCAAGACGACCUGAGUCUGUACUGUGUGACUCAAUUUAGCCCAGCCCUGAGCCACAGUGAGACAUGGAGAGUUCCCCGGGCAGUGUUACCUGGCCACAUCACAGGCUACCUGAGUUCUCCUCUCUUCUCAAGCCAGAGUCACGGGCCAUGGCCAAACCCAGCCCUGCCAACAGGACACCCAAGGAUUCUUUGAGCCCAGGAGAAGGCACACAAGGCAAGGAAGCUGCCUGCACUCCCUCCAUGCUGCCAGCAGAGGGCGCUGCUACCAUGCGGCAGCUCUACAUGGGCGAGUCCCGUUCCAGCACCAGCUCCAGCCUGUCAGACUCCCUGUCUGACUUCUACACCAGCAGCCCUGAUCUUAGGGAAGGAGCAAAGGGGAAGGAACAAGACAAGGAGUGUCUGAGGAGUAAAAGGGACGACGGACAAGGUGACAGUUCUGAUAGAGCAACACAAUCCCAGCCAAGUGAUGAUUCUAGUUCUGAAAGGAUGAGGAGGCAGGCAACGUCAUCUCUGCAACUGCAGGGUGAUGUCUACACGGAGAACGGUGGUGCUUCAACACACACAGGAUUAUUAGGUCAUCCGCCGGCGCGGGGCAUUACAGAGGCAUCAGCACUUAGAACGGACAGUGCAACGGAUUCGGAGGAAACGGAGAGCGAGAGGGAGUUUACAGCUGAAGGGGCCAAAGUGGAUGUAGACGGUAAAAAGAUUAUUUCGCACAGCAAGGACCAGUUAACCCUGCAGAUGACUCCUGACAGUGUGGAACCUGAGACGCCUGAAAGCCCUCUGGUAAAGGAUGCAGCAAACAUAGAGAAUCUCUCCAGUGAUGUAAGUGUAGCCAGCGACAAAGUCUACUCUGGGACGUUCUCUGUGUACCGUGCUGACAGCAGUCUGCAGGAUUUCACUCAGGCGGAUUUCGUGGACAGGAUGAGAGCUCGAGUGAGAGUUGGCUCCCCGGACUGGUCCUUGGGCCUCUGUGUUAGUGACAUGAGGUGCAACACCCCCAGACCACUACUGGAUGGCUCUGAAGCAUUUCCUAACGUGGAACGUUCCAACAAUCCUUCAGAGAGUCACGAUACCUUGCAUACUCCCCCUCUCACGAUGAACAGGAGUCCAAAUACCAUGAUUGCGGUGACAGAACAGUUGCGGCAGAGUCAUCAGGAAUUCAGCGCGAUGCCUUCCAUGCCCGUGCCGUGUUCGGUAAUAGCUACCCAGUCUGACAGUUCACAGACGACCCUGAUUGGUGGGAUUGUAGCGGGAGGAAAGACCCCUGAAGAUAUUACCUCAUGGUACAGAAAGCUACCUCCACUACCGCAGCACAUAGAACCUAUGAUACCAGAUUUGAACAAGACAACAGGUACAAACCACAUAAGUUACCCCUGUCCUGAGAUGGAUCCGGCCAUGAUACAAGAUGGAACCUCGUCCUUGAUGUGGAACCAGUCUCCAGAACUCACCAACGAAGGAGCAGCUCUACUCGAGUCUUCACAGCAAGAAGCCAGGACAAGCUUCAACAAGUCAAACUCUGCUUGGAAGUUCACCUACACGCACCCUUGGGACUUCUCACCCAGGAAACGUGACGAUACACUUCCCGAGUACGGAGCAAAGCCGUCGAGCGGCGUGUCCAGCGCUCUGGCCACGGAGGAACACCUAGUUAGAAUGACCGGCCAGGUCCCUGCGAAAUCCAGUGCUGAUGUUACCCAACAGACAUGGUCAGCUGGUACCAUGAUGAACACAGCCACAUCAAGUACACUUCCAAGUGCCAUGCCUCCUGCUGUUAGUGUUAGUAUAUCCCAGCCUACACACAACAAUCUCAACCUCCUCACACAGGCCGCACAAGAGCAGGCGGAAACGCUGUCCUCCAUCCUACCCGGUCAGCAGUUCCUGGUGUACCUCGUUCCAGGACCGCCGGACGCUGCCGGCACACCGGGUCCCCCCACCCUCCUGUACGUCCCCCACACCCCGGGAAUGGCUGCUCCGGUCAUCCGCAAGGACAUCAUGCAGCACGGACAGAUCCAAGGGAUUGGCAACAACAAGGGCAUCAACAACAACAAGUCAGGCUACCUCUUCAUCCCGGUCAGACCAGACCCUCUCUCCUCGGCACAGUACCAGACAGGUUACAUCAGACAGCCUUACACAAACCCGUCCCACUCGGGAGACAGUUUUCAGCAAGUCCAGAAAACAUUCCACGAUCCAACUGCACAACUGUGCAACACUGGGGAACUCCCCGCGGUAUCUACGCCCUUUCCCGUGAUACAGGGCGGCGCUGCGGGAGAGUUGAGUCACAGCUGCCCGGUCUACAAUGCCAUCCCCACUAGCUCCACAUACAGCUCCUACAUGACUACUGCUCCGAUGAGAGGCAACUCGGGCGGCCUGUUGAGGAAGCCAAGAGGGCUGCCAGCGAGUUCUUCUCACAACACGCAGUCGGGAAACACGGCACAGGCAAACAACGCUAAUUCUGUCUCGGUCCGCUACAACAUGAUCGGCUGCUUCACCGAAUCCGGCGUUACUGUCCCAAACACGUCAACCCAAUCCACCGGUGGAUUGUUCACGUCUCGCAGCGGCUCUGUAAGAUCUGCAGCAGGGACAAGUUCAAACCGUUAUUACCCGGCUGUGGAAUCCACAUCAGUUCCAGGUGCAAGCAGGCUGCCAGCAGCUGAACAGGUGAACUGGAGGCAGAUGUAUCCGGGACACCUGCAACCGACGCCCGGCAAGUCAACCUCCCUGCUCAGGCAGCACCUACAGCAAGCAGCACUCGGGAAACCUCAAGCCUCUGCCAGCAUCUCUUCCCUCUCGGGGCUGGAGAGUUUGGAGAACAGCCUGUCAGUCAACAACAGCUGCAGUACUGUCACAGGAAGCCAGGUGGCCUCGUCGUCAUCUGUGCAGGACAGUUCCAUGCUGUCUCAGUCGGGGAUGACUUUGCUGACAGAUGCAGGUACAGGAGCCAUCAGCCAGGCAAACCCUGCUGUUCAAACUACGGAAAGAAAACCGACAACGACAUUGAAUGCCGUAGAGAUUGCACAGCCUACAGGGGUGAGAAGUGAGGUGGCAGAGUCGACAACAGGCCACAUCUCAACACCGUCUAAGCAGAAGGUGGACCCCAGGAUGUACCCACCAAGGCACUACGAGUUCAGGGUCAUACAGGUCGGAACAUGGAAGGUUGAACACAAAGGCAGUGAUGUUGGACAGACUGCCAAGAUCAAGCUCCUCUUUGCAUCAAGGAAACUGGUGUACGAGUUCCAGUUGAAUUCGGUAGUGAGAGCCCAUAACAUGGGGAUGAGGCAGCUGGCAAGUGUGGAGAUUCCAUUCAAGAUCAUCGUCGGCAUCAAUGCUCAGUUGGACAAGAUAACUCUGGAGGUGUCUGAAGCUCCCAUGAUGUACUUCGGCACCAGAGUGUGCCCACGUGGGGGUGAGACCAUGUGGGGGAGGGCAGCACGCUACAGGAGGGACCAGCGAGCCGACAUCACCGGGGGACAGCUACAGACUAUACCCUACCACACAAUUGAGCUGCGCUCCAUGUCUGCGGUGAGGAAGGUGCAGGAGUGUCUGGAGAAGUUUGACCCGGGUUUUGUCACCAUGAUGAGAACUCCGAUGGCCGUGGACCCCAACAAGCGCCUGGCCGUGAAACAGGAGUCCCGCCCCGUCCCUGUCGUCACCCAGCCCCCCAGCUAUCCUCUCAAACCCAGGGGGGAGGGGCAGGAAGGAGAUGUAGUGGGACCUCCAGCCAAGCGGUACCACCCGUCAGACAGCUGCAGCUGCAGUACGGGCUGCUCGUCACGCCGCUGCGGCUGCUGGAGCUGCAUGCGUCCCUGCGAGCCCAGCUGCUCCUGCACCAACUGUAACAACCCCCUCAUGAUCCUCAAGCAGUUCGGCGUGGACGCUGACAAGGCACUGGAGGAUGACUGCCUCGUGGUCAACUUUGCGAAGGUGUCAAACCUGCGUCAGCACCUGCAGACGCUGUACCACCUGCCGUGCUGCGGAGCCAUGGUACAGCUGCUGGACAUGAUCCCGGGCUACCGCACCUGUCCCGAGUGUAAACACAAGGCCGUGUACGCCUACUCCUGGUGCAACUUUGACUUGUGUGACCAGAAUAAGAGGCCAAGAAAUCACUGCACGAAAUGCCGCAAGUGCAAGGACUUUAGGGAUGUACACUGUCAGAAAUGCAAUACCUGCUACUUUGCCGGUGCCUUGGGAGAACAGCGUUGCCCGUGUACAUUGCGACAGAGGCCCAGCCAUCAGACCACCAGCACUGAGGGACUCUCUGGCUUCUUCCAGUUCUUUGUUGGAAACCAGCAGCAGCUGGCAGCACAGGGGUCUGGUUUUGACCUGAACCAACCGGUACCAUCUGGCUCAAACCAGCAUGGAACAGGUUCAGGGGUCUAAGUGUACUGUCUAGAUCUGUACCUCACAGGCACUGUGAGAUCAACAUUCCAGUUCAAUGUUUGUUUUGUUAAAUACUGUUACCUGUUGUUGACUCUUUUGACUGAAACAUUGACAGGGCCUACCUACCAGUGUACUUACUUGGUAGUGAGGCAUUGUCAUUCCAUACAGUUUUACAACUUUGCUGUAGUUCAAGAUGUAAGAAAAGAAAGAGCCAACGGUAAGAGAACCGUAAUAACCGCUACCUUCGGGAUCUAGCCAUGAAAUCAUGAUCUAGGACGAUGCAUUACUUUGGACUAUAUAGGCACAUGACUUUCCUUGCUUGCUAGGUCAAGCAUUAAGAACCAGUCUAUUGACACUAGGUGUCGUUAAUUCGCUUCACAGAAAAUUGUGCAAAUAACUGAUGUUGUCUGUUGGUUUAGACUAGUGUAGGAGUAGUGUAGGUCAAUAGUGUUUGUUCUCGUUUUGUCAUAAAGACAACAUUUACUAAAUCAUGUGCAAGUGCAGCUGUUUAUAUUGUGUGUCCACUUCAGCGACAGUGGAGACAUUGCCAUUUUGGUAACUGUUUUGUUGAGUUUUGAAUUAACGUUGUUUAAACUAGGAUGCACUUUUAUACAAUUAUAACAUUCAGUGCCUAAAUUUGUUAGAAUUUUCUGACAAUUGUGAAAAGAUUGUAUUACUAAUUAACUAAAUUCUAUAUUUUUUAUGUUUC